Messenger RNA from Cetraspora pellucida, 312 nucleotides. NCBI's taxonomy places the organism in Eukaryota, Fungi, Glomeromycota, Glomeromycetes, Diversisporales, Gigasporaceae. The record is from the annotation of a GenBank genome assembly.
AUGAGUAAAGAAAUUAAAAAAUUAAUGCUCACAGGUUAUAUUCAAAGACCUGCUUAUAAUUUGGAUAGAUCUGAGAAGAAUAUAAUAUUUGAUUAUGAUUGGGUCACUAAUUUAGAAUAUCAAAAUAAUAAUUAUAUAUAUAUUAAUAUGGAUAAUGCAAACAAGAAUAAAGAUGUUGAUUUGACUCAAGACAAUAAUAAUAAUAAUAAUAGCAAUUUGGAUGAAAGUGACAAAAUGAGAAAUGAAUAUGAUAUGAAAAUAGGAAUAAUAAUAGUAGAAACAAAAAUAAUAAUGAAGAAUAUAAUAGUUUGA